Molecule: messenger RNA, 653 nt
Organism: Colossoma macropomum (tambaqui)
Lineage: Eukaryota; Metazoa; Chordata; Actinopteri; Characiformes; Serrasalmidae
Gene: prnpa
Product: prion protein a
Exons: 1
Coding region: 51-653 (200 amino acids)
Source: RefSeq, a predicted model, not a curated record
GAGGCUUUGACCCUUGACCCUUGUUCUUUUCACAGAUAUUUGCCCCCAUCAUGAUCUCCCAGCGUGGGGUGGUCUCGUUCUUGGCCUGCCUGUUACUCCUGGCAACGCUGCUUCCUGACGUUCAGUGCCGUCGGGGUGGUAGUUUCGGACGUGUUGCCGGUGGGAUGGGUCGCGGUGGAGGAGGAUGGGGAGCAGGAGGAGCUAACCGAGGAGGCUGGGGAGGAGCGAGCCACGGCCACCCCCAUGGCCACCCCCACGGUCACCCCCACGGUCACCCCAACACCCACAGAGCCCCUCCUGUCCACACCGGAGGUCACAGCUCCUCCGGCCCCAGCGCUGGGAAGAUAGCAGGGGCGGCUGCAGCCGGAGCUUUGGGCGGUAUGGUGCUGGGGCACGGCCUGAGCUCCAUGGUCCAGCCUGGGUAUGGCCAUGGCCACGGCUACGGCUAUGGGGGGUACGGGCAUGGGUAUGGCCAUGGGCACAUGGGUGGACACGGCUACCCCCGACACGGCAGCGAACACCAUGGACACACAGAUGCAAACGAGACGGACUCAGAGUACUACAUAGAUGCGGCCAGCAGCGGGUCUGUGUACAGCUGCGUUUUGCUGUUUGGGGCAGCCGUGUCCUUCACGCUCGGACACUGGCUCUCAUAG